UGCUGUUGAGGUCGCCCAUAGCAGCAAUCGGCAAACGACCAGACCGAGCUCCAACAGGCAACAGGCCCAACACGACUGAGAGGAGACGUCCCCUCCCUCGCUCCUCUAGUCCUCCCCCCGCCCCAGUCACCACCCCCGCGCGAAUCUUUUUUCCUCUUGACCGCGCUCCUAAAUCCGCGCCAAAUCGUCAAACCAAUCAGACCGCUCCCGCCUCGUCAGUCCUCGCUCGCAGGCCGAGCUCCGGAUCCCCCUGUCGGCGGCAAUGGCAGACUCCGCCUGCGAUGACGCCGUGGAGCAGCUCGCGGCCCUCCUGGACCAAGUGGAGGCGCCGCUGAAGAAGACAUUUGAGAAUGUGCACCAGGGUUACCCAACAGAGACACUAGUGCGCUUCCUUAAAGCUAGAGAGUGGCAUGUGAAUAAGGCUCAAAAGAUGCUUGUAGAUUCUUUGAAUUGGAGGAUACAAAAUGAAAUCGAUAGUAUACUGGAGAAACCUAUUAUCCCAGUAGAUUUGUAUAGAUCAAUACGUGAUACACAGCUUGUUGGAUUAUCAGGAUACUCCAAAGAGGGCAUUCCUGUAUUUGCAGUUGGUGUUGGAUUGAGCACAUAUGAUAAAGCUUCGGUUAACUACUAUGUGCAAUCUCAUAUUCAGAUCAAUGAGUAUCGUGAUCGUUUUAUUUUGCCUACGGUGACAAAGAAGUAUGGGAAGCCUAUCACCACCUGUAUAAAGGUUCUUGAUAUGACUGGUCUGAAAUUGUCAGCACUAAACCAAAUGAAGAUUGUGACUGCAAUAUCUACCGUUGAUGAUUUGAAUUAUCCUGAAAAGACUGAGAUGUAUUAUAUAGUAAAUGCUCCAUAUAUAUUUUCUGCGUGUUGGAAGGUUGUGAAGCCUCUGUUGCAAGAGAGAACAAGAAAGAAGGUUCAUGUUUUGCGUGGUUGUGGAAAAGACGAGCUUCUGAAGAUCAUGGACUACUCUUCCCUUCCCCAUUUCUGUCGAUGGGAGGGUUCGGGUGCAUCCAAACAUGCAUCAAACGACCCCGAUGACUGCUUCUCUCUUGACCACCCCUUCCACAAAGAGCUCUACAACUUCAUCCAGGAGCAAGCACUGAACCUGGAGCUCAUCAAGCAAGGCUCCUUGCACGUGAAAAUCCCCGAGCAGGAUCCUGAGGAUGCUAAGAUCGUGGAGGUCAUUGAGGCUGAGUUCCACAAGCUCGGUGUGGAGAAAAAGUCUGCCAACGGCGUCGACAAAGACUAGCACUCGCCUAAUAAUACAGCCUGAUUCCGCUAGACAUCGCUGGCUGUUUCUGAUCCAACUGAUCCUAUUUUUCCUUGGCCACCCCCAUUGGCCAUCGCUGUUUCCUGGGGGUGAAUAUAGGUGACAUAUAGAAAAAUCUUUUGCUGUUCCAUCCAUGAUGCAGGACUGAGGCAACAGGAUUGAUACUGUAUGGCCCUACUAGAUAGACAUAAUCACCUGUCACCAGUUGUAAACCUGCAAUGUGUUCUCACAUGUACUCUGAACUUCGAAGAUGAUAUCAAUAAACCAUCCUAGUACCUGCACUUUGAGAUCAGCUUCA
Panicum hallii is the source of this 1571-nucleotide messenger RNA. RefSeq names its product SEC14 cytosolic factor-like. The transcript has 11 exons. The record is from RefSeq and is a predicted model, not a curated record. The coding region runs from base 263 to 1252 and encodes 329 amino acids. NCBI's taxonomy places the organism in Eukaryota, Viridiplantae, Streptophyta, Magnoliopsida, Poales, Poaceae.